AUGCGCCCACUGGCAAGACUGCUCAGUCGCCCACAUGUCACUUGUGUUGGGCACAUUUCUCAGCGAUGCGGUCAACCAAGCCUACUGCUGCGGCUUGCCCAGCCUGCAGCCUCUUGCGUUGCAACAUGGCGAUGGCAAGAGGUUCAACGAAGGGGUGCGAAGACAAUGUCAAGGAAGAAAGUGAAGGAGUUGCCACAAGGAGCGAUCCAAGCUGAAGCCCUCCCUGAAAUACCUCCUGACGACGAACCUCAAUAUCCUACCGUCCUCCAAGGUGUGAGGAACAACAUGGCCAAAUUUGACAAUUGCGUCCUGCUUACAAGAGUCGGUAACUUCUAUGAAUUGUACUUUGAACAGGCCGAAGAGUUUGGUCCCCUCUUGAGUCUCAAGGUGGGCACCAGGCAAACCAAGAUGGGUCCCGUGGCCAUGGCAGGCUUCCCCUUCUUCCAGCUCGACCGCUUUUUGAAGACAUUGGUGCAAGAUCUGCAGAAAUAUGUGGCUAUUUGUGAUGAGUUCCUGAUCCCUGUAUCUGGCAAAGUCAAGUCCGGUGGCUUGAAGCACGACCGCCGAGUCACUCGAGUGGUAACCCCGGGCACACUAAUUGACGAGAAGUUCCUUGAUCCAUAUGAAAACAAUUUUUUGCUUUCAGUAUAUCCUGAAUCGAGCUCCAGCCCUGAACCUACCUCGCUUCGACAUGAUGGUUCUGAAGGAACUUCGAUCGCAGAUGCCGAACAAACGAUCGGCCUUGCUUGGCUGGAUCUAUCGACUGGUGACUUCUUCACACAGACCAUUGGUCGAAGUUCUUUGUCAUCGGGUUUGACACGGAUUGCUCCUCGAGAGAUUGUUCUGCCAGUGAACGUCGCGGAAGAUAUAAAAGACGAGGUUCAGCAGAUUGUGGGCCAUGACCAUCGACUGCUCACUCUGCAUCAACCAGAGAAUGACUUCAAAUCCAUGAUCGAGUGGAAUGCCAUGCUGGAAACCCCAGUAGCACCAGAUGACGACAAGGCCUUCAAGCCUGGAGAGAAACAAGCUGGACAUCAGCUUCUGGACUAUGUCAGACUGCGGCUUCAAGGUUUACAGCUGCGACUACAACCUCCUCGGCGAAAAGAGCUUUGCGAGAUACUGAGUAUUGAUCGGAGUAGUCUGCGGGGAUUAGAGAUACUUGAGACGGCAAGAGAUGGGCUGGGCAGAGGUAGCCUGUUUCACGCUGUCAAGAGGACGGUGACGAAGAGUGGUUCUCGUCUGCUUCGAGAUCGUCUGACAUCACCUUCUGCGUCUUUGCCAGAAAUCAACGAGCGGCUUGACCUUGUUGCCAUGUUUUUCGAAUCGGAAGAGCUGACAGACUCGCUGAUCUUUCGGUUGAGACGGACGUAUGAUGUCCAGCGCAUCGUACAGAAGUUUGCUCUGAACAAGGGGGAUGCAGAUGACAUGCUGUCGCUGGCGACCGCAAUCUCCGAGACCGUCUCUACUCGUGAUCUGCUACAAUCAAGCGUUUCCACGGACGACUCGCCUCUCCAACGAUUGCUGCUACGUUUCGAUCUUGAGGGGCCUGGUGAGCUCCAGACCAGUAUCUCCUCCGCCAUCGAUGAAGAAGGUCUGCAACAUAAGCAUCGCCUGGAAGAAGACGAAGCAGCUAGUGUGGCAGCCCUUGCUCAUGAUGUCGUCCUACAGAGCGCCCCUGAGGAGUUGGAAUCGCUGCCCAAGGCUGUGCGCUCUCGUAGUAAAUCAGAAGAACCGAACAAAGAUGACAUUGUGCUGGAAGAGCCUUGGAUUAUGCGUCGAAAUGCCAGUGACAUCCUACUGCGCUUACAUCAAGAUCUGGAUGACUUGGAAGCUGAAAAGCUCGCUCUCGCGGAAAGACUGAGGACAGAACUAUCGGCCCCGACACUGACUUUGAAGUCAACGCCAGGCCUUGGUUACAUCUGCCAUAUCAGAAGUGCUACAGGCUUCAACCGAGACAAACUGGAGUCCCUACAUGCGCGAAUGGUGUCUUCCUCGAAGAGCACGCGAUCGUUCUAUCUGAGUGACUGGACUCGACUGGGUCGCAGGAUUGAUCAGGCCAUCUUGAAUAUCAGAGACGAAGAGAAGCGGAUAUUUGCCUCUCUCAGAGCGGGAGUCAUCCACAAUCUUGUCAAACUGCGCCGGAAUGCAGCAGUCAUGGACGAACUCGAUGUCGCCAGUGCGUUCGCUACGUUGGCACGGGAACAAUCGUGGAUACGACCGCUCGUGAAUAGUGGCACCGAACACAAAAUCAUAGGAGGACGGCAUCCCAUGGUGAAACUGGGCCUGGAAGAACAAGGCCGUUCAUUCGUGAGCAACAACGUCGUCCUUGACCAAAAAGAACGAAUAUGGCUCGUGACCGGUCCUAACAUGGGUGGAAAGAGUACCUUUCUCCGGCAAAACGCCCUGCUCACGAUUCUCACCCAAACAGGCUCGUACGUGCCAGCAACGCAUGCAGAGAUUGGUCUAGUAGACCAAAUAUUCAGUCGCAUAGGUGCUGCAGAUGACCUCUUCCGUGAUCAGUCCACCUUUAUGGUGGAGAUGUUAGAAACUGCAGCCAUUCUCAAACACGCGACGCCGAGAUCAUUCGUGAUCAUGGAUGAGGUCGGCCGUGGCACCACUCCUGAAGAUGGGACAGCGGUAGGGUAUGCCAGCCUGCAUCACCUUUACCAUGUCAACAAAUGCCGGACUUUGUUUGCGACACAUUUCCAUUCCUUGACUGACAUGACGCGAGACUGGAAGCAACUGGCAUGUUACUGCACGGAUGUUCUCGAAGGCGAUGAUGGUUCGUUUGCGUUUGUGCAUCGACUCAAGAAAGGCAUCAAUCGGCAAUCUCAUGCGCUCAAAGUGGCGAAACUAGCCGGUCUGCCACCUGCUGCAUUGAAAGUCGCGGAGGAUGUUUUACAACACAUCUCAACGGAGAGGAGUAUGGUACAGGAACACGCUACCCAAGAUAAAGAAAAUGACCAGGCCUCUAUCGCCGCCACUGGAUGA
Messenger RNA from Exophiala viscosa, 2991 nucleotides. Its product is annotated as DNA mismatch repair protein MutS. Gene Ontology annotation, biological process: mitochondrial DNA repair; mismatch repair. Gene Ontology annotation, cellular component: mitochondrion; nucleus. The coding region runs from base 1 to 2991 and encodes 996 amino acids. NCBI's taxonomy places the organism in Eukaryota, Fungi, Ascomycota, Eurotiomycetes, Chaetothyriales, Herpotrichiellaceae. Gene Ontology annotation, molecular function: ATP binding; ATP-dependent DNA damage sensor activity; mismatched DNA binding. The transcript has a single exon. The record is from RefSeq and is a predicted model, not a curated record.